CCCCUAUACACUUUUAUCCUCCCUAGGAAUGCUUCAAGUUUCGAUUAAACCUUCAGGAUUGAGAAAUUUUUGUCAUGCUACUCAUGUUCGCGGACGUUCCCCCGCCACACCCAAAGUCAGCUGGUUUAUCCACCGCCAAUGCCCUAGAGUUUCAGCACAAUGUAGGUCAGCUGGAAAUGCUCUAGGACUUCAUUACAGCGGCCAUGAGGCGAGAGCGAGUCUCAAGACCGCCGCAUAUGAGAUGAAAUACGUUAUUCGCUGUACUUCCCUGCGGUGAACGGCAUGUUCUUCACCUCUUGUCCGUAUCAAAGGGAAGGCUGAGGAGACACCGCCUUGCUCGCUAUGUGGUGACUUACACCAGCAGGGCCAUGGACGUAGCUUGAUGUAGCAUUCGACGAUGGAUGUGUGGUGGCGGGUUUCAAUAUAAGAAGUCUGCCAGUCCAGCCAAGCGAAGCUGCCCCCCAGUCUCCCCAGGAUGCCGACAGACACUGCUCGUUAAGUCUGGCGACUAUUGCCAGUUGCUCGCAGACGAGAAUAACCUCACUCUUCAAGAGUUCUAUGCCCUAAACCCAUCUAUCGAUACGAACAAUUGCCCCAAUCUGAUUCUGGGAUGUAGCUACUGCGUCAAGGGACCUGGACCUGAUCCCAACGGCUGCCCUCCUACUACAGAUCCUACAUGCACCAGUUGGUACACCGUUAAUGCCGGGGAGUGGUGCCUCGGAGUUGCCAGCGGCCAUGGCAUCUCUCUGAGUGACUUCUACGCUUGGAACCCUUCCAUCCACAAUUGGAAUUGCGAUAAUAUGCUUGCGGGUUGUGCAUAUUGCGUAGCGAAGAAUAACGUCGACGGAUGCCCCACGAUACACCCUACAUGCCCCGGAGUGAAUACGAAAGUCUUACCUGGCCAGAUUUGUUGGGGUCUUGUAAAUGGUGAUCCAACCAGACUGACAAAGUUCUACCAGCUUAAUCCCAGUGUGGAUUCGUCGGAUUGUCGCAACCUUCUUGCUGGCUGCACUUACUGCGUACCAAAUUGAGCAGUGCAUUGAAAAUGCUAAGGUUGUUCGGGAGAUGUGUAGAGGGAUGUUGGUGUUCUAGGAAUUUAUAUUCGUUCAAAUUGUACAAUAAAUUGUUUAGUUCUAGGUCAUCGUAGAGUCAUGUAUAUCCAAAUACUUAGAGUUCAUGCU
This is a messenger RNA of Lindgomyces ingoldianus, 1181 nucleotides long. RefSeq lists its product as uncharacterized. Lineage: Eukaryota; Fungi; Ascomycota; Dothideomycetes; Pleosporales; Lindgomycetaceae. The record is from RefSeq and is a predicted model, not a curated record. The coding region runs from base 402 to 1031 and encodes 209 amino acids. The transcript is spliced from 2 exons.